GUUCUGCAGUACGCGAGUUGAAGCACAUUCCUGCUUUGCAAGGCUUUCUGUUAAGGAUGUAUUGUGGCUUUUGUUUGGAUUGCAGCAUGCAGAAUUACAGCUGUUCAGAGGAGACUCAUUACAACUCCUGCUGAAGCUCCUAAUCUUCUUCCCUUCUCUUCUACCCUUUCCCCCUACCCUCACUUGGCCUGAAGACGUUGUCCCCAGAGUUUACGUUGCUCCCCUGGUGCUAUGUGUAUGGUGAACCUGGCGCUAUGGCCACGUCUGGGACUGGCCAGACAACUACUGCUGGCUCUCCUUAUUCCAGGAAGGAUUUAAAGGGGAAUUGCACUGCAGGCAAUGCACCAGAGCAGCAGCAUCGGGAGCUUGGGGACUAAGGCUCCUCUGGCAUUAUUACACACAUGCAAAGCUGACCGCAAUGACAGCAGCUGCUUCUUUGAACUGUUGGCAGCAGCCAAGCGGCAGCAUGAAGUGACAGAUCACUCCUGAGCUCAAGAUGAACUCCACCUUGGAUGGUAAUCAGAGCAGCCACCCUUUUUGCCUCUUGGCAUUUGGCUAUUUGGAAACUGUCAAUUUUUGCCUUUUGGAAGUAUUGAUUAUUGUCUUUCUAACUGUAUUGAUUAUUUCUGGCAACAUCAUUGUGAUUUUUGUAUUUCACUGUGCACCUUUGUUGAACCAUCACACUACAAGUUAUUUUAUCCAGACUAUGGCAUAUGCUGACCUUUUUGUUGGGGUGAGCUGCCUGGUCCCUUCUUUAUCACUCCUCCAUCACCCCCUUCCAGUAGAGGAGUCCUUGACUUGCCAGAUAUUUGGUUUCGUAGUAUCAGUUCUGAAGAGCGUCUCCAUGGCUUCUCUGGCUUGUAUCAGCAUUGAUAGAUACAUUGCCAUUACUAAACCUUUAACCUAUAAUACUCUGGUUACACCCUGGAGACUACGCCUGUGUAUUUUCCUGAUUUGGCUAUACUCGACCCUGGUCUUCCUGCCUUCCUUUUUCCACUGGGGCAAACCUGGAUAUCAUGGAGAUGUGUUUCAGUGGUGUGCGGAAUCCUGGCACACUGACUCCUACUUCACCCUGUUCAUCGUGAUGAUGUUAUAUGCCCCAGCAGCCCUUAUUGUCUGCUUCACCUAUUUCAACAUCUUCCGCAUCUGUCAACAGCACACAAAAGAAAUCAGCGAAAGGCAAGCCCGCUUCAGCAGCCAGAGUGGGGAGACUGGGGAAGUGCAGGCCUGUCCUGAUAAGCGCUAUGCCAUGGUCCUGUUUCGAAUCACUAGUGUAUUUUACAUCCUCUGGUUGCCAUAUAUCAUCUACUUCUUGUUGGAAAGCUCCACUGGCCACAGCAACCGCUUCGCAUCCUUCUUGACCACCUGGCUUGCUAUUAGUAACAGUUUCUGCAACUGUGUCAUUUAUAGUCUCUCCAACAGUGUAUUCCAAAGAGGACUAAAGCGCCUCUCAGGGGCUAUGUGUACUUCUUGUGCAAGUCAGACUACAGCCAACGACCCUUACACAGUUAGAAGCAAAGGCCCUCUUAAUGGAUGUCGUAUCUGAAGUGGCUCAGUUACGGGGUUCCCCUGUGUGUGUGUGUGUGUGUGUGUUUUAUCUCUAAGUAUUCCUCAUUCACUAGGAAAUCUGAGACAGAAUACUUUGACUCUAAGCAAUAGCAUGCAAAUUAUUCGUACGGAUACCUUCUAAGUUUGUAGAAAUGGUUUUCAAAAGUGCUUUUGAAUUAGAAGACUUAAGAUCAUGAAGACAAAUUGCUGUUGCUUUCAAUUUUUGAAAUGUCUUGGAAAUGACUACAGUUCUCAGAUUUAGAAUGAAUAAAGCCAUAUCUAACACCUCUUUCCAGCUGGCAUGACUGAACCUGAGUGUGAAAAGCGUCAGCAUUUUAAAAAGUCAUCAUUUUGUUGUCACUUUGUGGGUUAUUUCCAGCUAUUUAGGCUUCAUGUGCAAUUGAUUUCUUCUAACAGGGAAUAGUAAAAUAUAAAUUAAAAGGUUUUAGAAAUUAUUUUUUAUGUAUGCCAAAGCAUAACUACACUGCAAGUUUCAACACUGUCAUUUAGAAAGCCAAAUGUUCUAUGUUUUAUUCUCUUGAGAGAAUUCUCAGUAGGGUGAAUAAUGUGAGCACAUAAACACUAAUUUUAGAAUUUUACAGUGAACCAUGAAGCAAAAGUGCAAUCAAAUUAUACAGUUUAUGAAAAACUGUGCUACUUUUUGUGCCAUACUUCACAGAGAUCUAAAGAUAUGUGUGCAUAGAAGUGAUCAUGUUGUAGUAUUUUUGCCUGUGCCUUUGUGUUAUGUCUAUAUUUAGAAUAUCUGAAUUGUUAGAUUUAUCUUUUAUGGCAAAAUGUGUUUAAGCUAAAAAAUAAUUCAGUGAUAGGCUGUUGGCUGUACAUUUUAUAACAGUGACUAUGUACAAAAAUGUGUCUUUAAUAUUGUCUGUUCUUUCUAUUCAAAGACUUCCGAAAUAUUAGAACAUCAGGGAGAAGGGUAUCUGUCAUAAGCAACUGAGUCAGAAAGUAUCCCAUAGUAUACUGAUUGUUUUUUAAAAAUAUAAGGGAGCUGAGACAUUUUCUUUGUGGUUAAAUGGAAUCAACUAGUUAUUUUUGAAAAGUAUUCUUUCAGUUAGUGCUAAGGAAUCCACAUUUGAAGAGGGGAAGGGGAAACUCUUAAGUCUCUUAUUGCUAUUCUCUUUCUGGAAAAAAAUCCUUUGGCAUACAGUUCUUAAUAGUCUUUUUUUCUUCCCUGCCAAAGUACUAGCAAACCUAUAGGAUUUUACUAUUCUUCAUAGAAUUAUUAUUGAGUUAUGUGUUUGUAUAUAGUAGUGAUGUUUGUUCUUAAAAGUGAUGAUCUUCAGAGCAAGAGGUUUAUUUUUCUAAAAGGAGAGAAGGAAUUCCAGCAGCUCCAAGCACGAAAGUAUUUCCUCUACUUUUCUGCAGGCUUUAAUGUUUUGGAAAUCUUCAGGGGACUUACUUGAUCUCUGCCUUUGGCUAGAGGUUGUAAUCUGAAUGCGACAAUGGUGUUCAGUGAGAUGGAAGACGGAAGAAACCCGGGGAACAUGGGUUAAAGUGGGUUUCUGAAUCCAAGAAAGGACAUGGAUAUUUAUAAAGCAGGCAGAUAAGCUUUGGUUUUCCAUCAUGAUGCCAGUGUUCUUAUGAUUUUAGGCUUUAGACAUCAACUUGAUUUUAACCUCAGUUGUGUUCUAUUUAAACUUUCUUAUUUUAAGUGACUAAGCAUUAUAUAAACAUUCAAACUUCAGAUUCUGGAUUUUUCCCAAAAGCUUGCUUGCUCUUUAUGUUUAGUGUUAGCAAAUUUUAUUCUAAGCUGUUUCAAAAUUUAGAACUCAUACUGAAAUUCCAAGUUAUGUUAGAAAUGGCUUGCCAUUUCAAAUGGGAAACCUUUUCUUUUGGAUUCUGAAAAAUGGUUGUAUUGUAAACAUUUCCCCUUUAAGUGGUACAGAUCUAAAAAAACAAAAUUUACCUUUUUCAUAUAUGUUAGAGAAUGUAACCUGUUCACAUUUGCAGUUUGCUUAUGCAUUUUUAGUUUAGAAAAUAUGGUGAUUUUAAACACUUAAUUUUUGUUGAAAAAUUGAUGUUAAAUCAGUAGGUUUGAUCUCAUUUUGUUGUGUGUGUAUGUGUUGGGAGAGAGGAGGUGCUCCUGGACACAGUAACGUCUUCUUCAGUGACUGGGGGUGUUUUCUGUGUGAUGUGUUUGGAAAGUUAAUAUUUAACUGAUCUUUUCAUCCUGGCAUAUUUAAUGCAACAUUUCAUGACAUUUAGUUUAAAUACCAGUCUGAUUUCAAAAAAAGUGUAUUUUUAGAAUCAGUUACCAUGGCGUUGACAGGAUAACUCGUUUAACUUUAUAUGGCAUGUGACUGGUAUCAGAGGAAACAUACUUUUGGUGAUUAUGUUGAAAUUAUUUCAUAGUAAAUUUUAAAGUAGGCUUAUACUAAUGUUAUAUUUGUAAACUAGUUGUAUUUUUUAAUGCAGUGAUUUCAGUGAAAGUGUUUUUCCCCCCUUCUUAGAGUUGAAAAGCAAUUACAGAUGGACUACUGUGCUCUACUUUAGUGAGAGCAUUAUCUUAACACUAGAUUGGAUAUUUGCAUUUUUUAUGGGCCUGUCGACUCUUACUCAGAAUUCCAUUUUGGAAAAGGUUUUCUUUAAGCUUUAUUACUGGAUAAAUUCUUUUCAAACCUUUUAUAAUGGCUUUUCCUUUUUACUUGAAUAAUGGUCUCAGUAUUUUAAGGAUUGGGAAAACUUGAAUUUUUAUACCAUAAAUGCAUUGCCCACCUCCUUGAACUUGAAAAUGAAGCAACAGGGUUACAGACUCCCAGAUGGCCCAGAUGGUAGAGUGGUUUCUAGGAGGGUUUCCUCAGCUUUUCAGGUUUGUUUGAAAAAUCUGCAUGGUGGCUUGGUAUAGGAAUUGUCUUAAUUUCACUGACUGUGUUUUUGUUUCAUAAGUGGUUGGUGAAAUUAUCAGCAAGCCAGAAUUUAUUGUUAUAUGAGCAAAUUUUGGGAAAUUUAAGAAUGGGAAAAUGGUGGCAUUGAGAUUUUUUGAAGUCCUCAUAAAUCAUUUUGUGUGUUGAUUUUUGUAUAAUUUUUUUCAUUUCAGGUUGAAGAAAAGCUAAAUAUAAGUAUUUAUAUUAAAAGUAUAUAUUACUAAUAUUAUGUUGCAGACCUUGGAAAUACUGUGGACAUUUCUUAUGGCUGUAAAUGAGUCAUUUGGCCUUUCUUCAAAAUUUGCAUGACAAAAGGGCAUCAUAUAGUAAAAAUGAAGUUGGAACUGAGAGUAAAAAAAUGUAGGCUUGUGUUUCUAAUUAAGUAGUUUUGUAAAUGAGGGCAAGUCACUUCUCUAAAUGCUUAAUUUAUCCUAAAAGGAGAUACUGAUCCCUUCAUACCUCAUAGGGUUAGUUUGAGGCUUGAGUUAGAUAAUAGAUGUGAAAGUACUUUGUAAAUUGUAAAGUGCUUUGCAAAUAAAAAUGAUUACUGUUAUUUGUAUCUGCCAUUCUUCUACAUGUCUACACAUCAUACAUCAUGAUGUGUUCCCCCACACUUAGAUUUUAAAUAACAGAUAAUAUCUCUUUUUGGUAUCAAGAGAUUAAUGUGGUAAUUUGAGUCCUCUAUAUGGUUAGAUAACUUUACUCCUGGAAACUCUGUAGCUUCAGCCCAGAGAGCUUCAGGCAGUGCUUUCAAGUUGCCAGUUUUUCACAGAAUGGAUUAGCAAGUAUGGAGCUGGAUCACACCUUCUUGGCUCUGGAUCCAGAUAAAGCUCUGUAAAAUAGGUCACAAGGCCAAAGGAACUAUAGAAAUCCUUGGUGAAAGAAACUUUCUGUGUGAUAUUGCUUUGUCUCCCUUUCAGCCUUUCCCAGUUUUCUGGCUCUGUCUUUCCUUCUUCCUUCCUUUUCUUACCACACUAUUGGUCAUGUAUCCAGAAAGAAGUAUUUCCUUGAUACUGCCAUAGGGUAUGGAAAAUUGUAUUAUGUAAGAGCAGUGACUUUUAGGGAAAGUUUAAGAAGCAAUCAAGAAGCACUUAUCUAGCAAGUUCUGCUGUGUGCUAGGUAGUAUAACUAGCCUCAGAGAGGGAUCAAAGAAGGAUCAUUUCUUUCUUGUAGAACUAUACAGUUUUUAGAUGUUUCAUGUGUAAAAAUUCUGUGAUUAUCUGUCUUCCAGGAAGCCUCACUGUUCUCUACUUUAUCUGGAAGAAUGUACCAAGACUUCCUGGUGGGCCACCCCCACAGCAUUGUUUUUUGUGGGGUGCAAUCAUUUGAUGCUGGUGUAUAAAAUCAUAUCACUUUAUUAGUUUAAGAAAUAGAUGCUGGUAAUUCAGAGCAGUCUUCUCUAUCAGCAGAUGUUUAUGGGAAGCCAAACCAUAUUCAGAAGGUUGUUUGGUGGGAAUGGAAUCUCAGAACAUGGUUCUGUAAUGUGAACGUUAUUGGGAUCAUAGUAAAAGAUGAAAUCAUCCCUGCUUCCAUUAUUGACUAUCCUACCUUCUCAUUGACAUAUUGCGGUAUUUCCUUGGUUCAAUUAACUUCUUCUGUUACUUGUCUUUUAGUCAAAUUCCUUGCAAGUCUUUGUAGUGUGCAAGCCUGCAACUCAUUCUUUCUCUUUAAGGUGAUUUUAUAUCCCCAGCCUUAUCUUUUAUCAUGAAACAUACUAGUUUUAUGAUUUAUUAUUAUUUGAAACACAUCUUUAUUCUUUACAUUAGUUUGGGGGAGCAGCUCAUCUUAGUUUUCAUGUAGUUCCUAGUUAGAAAAGCAAAAUACGUGACACUCACUAUAAAAAUUAAUAAUAUCAGAUAAUUAGGGUUGUGAUAUUCAUGUCAGAUCAUGUCUAGCAAAGGAGUCAGGGAGAGGCAGAUGAGUUGGAAAGAACCUUAGAAAUCAUUUGGUCUGAUUCUGUUAUUUUGCAGAUGAGAAACCAGCCCAGUGGCCCCUCCCAGACUUCAUGCUUCCUAAUCCAUUGCCCUUUUCUAGUAUAUCCCAUUGCUUUUGCAGAGGAGUUGGAAUUUGACUUGACUCAGCCGUGCCAUGGGAUGGGCAUGUAUGUACAUGUGUAAUUCUAAGGAUAAGAAGUAUGAGCAGUAAUAUAAAUGUAAUUGAGACUCGUUUCAGGAGAAUUUUAUAAACUUUAUGUUAAUACCAGCACUGUAGGAGCUAGUGACUAUUAUUAACCCCAUUAUACAGAUGAAACAGAUUUUGAGUUGCCAGAGUCAGACAGCUUAUAAGUGGAAGAUCUGGGAUUCCAACCCAGGACUUCCUGACUCCAAAACCUAUAUUCUUACAUUAAUUUUUUCUUACAUUCUACAUUUAAUUUUCACAGCAACUUAUCAGGUAGUUAUUUUUAAUUUUCCUAUUUUAUAGGUGAGAAAACAUAGGCUUAGACAGGUUAAGAAGCUUCUAAGGUUACAUAUAUAGUAAGUGUUAUGAAUCAAAUCCAAUUCUUUGACUCUAAAGCUUGUGUUCUGUACCAUUAUAUAAGCCUAGGCUUUAGAAACAUAUGACAGACCUUCUGCUAAAUAUAGCAGAUUGAAUUGAAUAUGCAUAUUUCUGUUAACUCCGCUAUAAAGAAUAGCAAAGGUAUACUAUGGACAAAAAGAGGGAGAACAGAGAUGAUGGCAGACAGUGAUGCCAGCAGAGUUUUGGAAUAUAGAAAUCCAGUGGACAAGUAGUAACUGACUCAGCGGAAUCAACAGAGCUGCUUCCUAAAGUCAAAGGAGGAAGAGGAGCAAAAAGAAACAGACUGAUUUGUCUGUUGGCUACAGUAACUACUUGGGAAUUGGAUUCCUAAGAUGUCCCUAUAAGCAUAGAGACUGAAAAACAAGAAUUGUUAGAAGCCAAAAAACAGAAUAAUUGGUAGAAAGUUUAUACAAGGAAUAUUUAGACAUCGUCACCCCUUACUCCUCUUCCCCGUCCCACCUGAAUCCCCAUCCCAAGCAGGCAACUGGUUUUCACCAUUGCAGCAGAAGAUGGGAGAUUUACUCUUUGGAAAAGCUGAACCACGCUAGAUGCCAGGCAUAGCUGAGAAUGGGACUAAGGUGUGUUUUGUUGCAAACGUGACUGCUGUAAGAAAGUCUGUAUGUUAAAUAAUCAGCACCCUUGCCACACUACACUCUCAGAAUGUUCUAAGCAGGAUAUGAGAGGAGUGUAUUCUGGGGAUGGACAUUUGAGGGCUCACAAACAAAAUAGCCACAUUCCCUGCCCAGUCACUUUAAGGCGAUGCCCAUCAAUCAACACAUCCCACCCAUGCACACAGAGCUCACAGCUUUUUAUUGCUUCCCUUUUAAUAUUAACAGCCAGAGAUAAUUGCGCUUUUGAGAAGAAGUUCUCACAUAAAGUACAGAGCCCAAAACAGUCAAGCAAAUGACAGAAAUCAGAAGAAACAGAAAGAAUGUAGGUUACUGAAGAAAACAACCAAAAAAAAAAAAACCCAAC
This is a messenger RNA of Macaca mulatta (Rhesus monkey), 7925 nucleotides long. The record is from RefSeq and is a predicted model, not a curated record. NCBI's taxonomy places the organism in Eukaryota, Metazoa, Chordata, Mammalia, Primates, Cercopithecidae.